This is a messenger RNA of Neogale vison (American mink), 983 nucleotides long. It is a transcript of the gene MYOZ3, whose product is annotated as myozenin 3. Gene Ontology annotation, molecular function: actin binding; FATZ binding; telethonin binding. The record is from RefSeq and is a predicted model, not a curated record. Bases 16 to 663 code for a protein of 215 amino acids. The transcript is spliced from 5 exons. Gene Ontology annotation, cellular component: Z disc; actin cytoskeleton. NCBI's taxonomy places the organism in Eukaryota, Metazoa, Chordata, Mammalia, Carnivora, Mustelidae.
CAGAAGGGCCCAGUGAUGGCUGCCAUGGGGGACCUUGCUGGACCAGCCCCUCUGCUGGACCUGGGCAAGAAGCUGAGCGUGCCCCAGGACUUGAUGAUGGAAGAGCUCUCGCUACGCAACAACAAAGGAUCCCUCCUCUUCCAGAAGAGACAGCGCCGGGUACAGAGAUUCACCUUUGAGUUUGCAGCCAGCCCAAGGAUGAUCGUGGACGGAAGUGCCAAGGGGAAGGUGAUGGGGUCGAAGGUGACAGGAUCAGCGGAGCUGGGGAUGGUUGCCAACGGCCCUGAGGGGCAGAACUGCCGCUCUGAGCUCCACAUCUUCCCAGCCUCAUCCCAGGGCCCCGAGGAUACCCAGUCCGCAGCUUUCCCCACGGAGCGUGCCUGCAGCCCCAGCGCCCUGGCACCAGGACCCCGGUGCCCUUUGGAGGACCCCUGGUGGGCGAGACUAUUCCCAGAGCAGGCACCCCUUUCACCCCGGAGCUCAUCAGUGGCUUGGAACUCCUUCGCCUCAGACCCAGCUUCAACAGAGUGGCCCAGGGCUGGGUCCGCAGCCUCCCUGAGUCCGAGGAGCUGUAGCCCCAGCCCGAAAAUUCAAUUCCCCUGUCUUGGUGUUUGGGUAACAUCUCGGAGUCAAGACUUCUGGAUGGCACUUCCCAGUUUAUGAAGGGGCUCUUCACACACAAAACCUCAUUACAAAUGGCCUCUGCGGCCACAAAGUUUAGUAGUCCCCAGAUGGGGUGUGUUUCAGAAUUUCCUGGAGAUGAUGGUUUGCGUACAGAUUUCUGGCCUGCCCUAGACUUGCAGCAUUCAAAUCUCCUGAGCUGGGGAAUUUCUAUUAGUAACCACACUCCCAGAUGAUUCCAGUGAAACUUGUUCAUGGUCUGUGUCUUUUGGCAUCCGAGCCACCAGUGAAUUCACAUCCACGCCUCCCCUCCUUCCUGCCAUGGACACCAGCUUAUACUCCCCCGACAGGCAGCUUGCUAG